AUGAACGUAGCUAAACCCAGUCAUAAUUACAACCGUGAUGUAGACAAAGAUGUAGCAGUUAAUGUUUACUGCGAAGUCUUUAAUAACAUAAAUGUGUGUGAAGAUAUAGUCAUUUGGGUACGUGGAACACAAAAAUUGUUUUUAAAGUAUGCCUUCUCUGGAAUCCUUUAUACAUGGCAAGCCGAAAAUUCAUUGGAAAAGCUCAAAACAGAUUUUAUUUGUCCAUGGCUAUCCCAAAUUAUGAUAGAACAUAAUGAUCUGCUGAUAUCGUGUCUACUACCGUACCCAUUGGAUUAUGUUCGAAUCGGUGGAUAUUGGGAAACGUUGACUUCAAGAACACUACAACUUAAGGAUGGACUAAAUCGAUUAUUUUGUUUAAUUCCUUAUGAAGUUGUAACAUUUGACAAUUGGAAUUCCGUUAUGCCUUACUGGAUGGAUGCUAUUACCAAUGAUGUACCACAACAUGAGCUAUUAGAGAUAAAAUUAACGCUAUGCAAGAUGUUUGAUUCAGAAAUGAGUCCUUUGGGUCUUGAUGUAUACAAAAUGUAUGACUUCAUAUCAAAGCGCUUUAAUGAAGUAAACCUAAAAGUACAAGAACAAGCAUUGCGUUGGCUUCAGACUCUUACAGUGUUAGAAAUAAAUGUCCCUCUACAUUUUUUGUUUUCUAUAUUCAACAACGGAAUAAAAAAUAUAACUCAAUAUUCUAUAACUGAAAAAGAAAGUACUGAAAAAAAUAACGAAGAACAUCAGUCUAGCUCAACAAACGAUGCCUCAAAUUAUAAGUCUGUGAUAGUAAAGUUCAAGGUAAAAAUUCUUAUGUUAGUACUUUUGUGGUUAUUUCUGCCAG
Messenger RNA from Copidosoma floridanum, 847 nucleotides. RefSeq lists its product as uncharacterized. Lineage: Eukaryota; Metazoa; Arthropoda; Insecta; Hymenoptera; Encyrtidae. The record is from RefSeq and is a predicted model, not a curated record. Gene Ontology annotation, molecular function: protein binding.